AUGGAGAAAUCGCAAAUUAAAGCCCGGCCCCAGCGGGAGAUGAAGGUCCUCGCAAUGGGUCUUCCCCGGACCGGAUCCGCUUCCCUGGCCGAAGCACUAGAGAUUCUCGGUUACGACGGAGUCUAUCAUGGCGUGAAGGCAAUCGACUCACCGGAAGACUGGAAGAUCUUUGAUCGCGCUGCCGAUGCCACGUUCCCCGUCCUGCCUGGCUACACGGGCAAGAGUUUUACUCAGGAGGAGUGGAACGAGCUCUACGCGCCAUACGAGGCCACUACGGACAUGGCCUCUGUUUUUGGGACUCACCUCAUCAAGGCUUACCCAGAGGCCAAGGUGGUCCUGACAAUUCGGGACUUCGACAAGUGGUUCAAGAGUAUGGAUGAGAAUGUCCUGCAGCAACUUUGGAGUCCGGCUGCCAAUUUCUCCAUCAAUGUUAUCGAGCCUAUUCUUGGUUCUCGUGCUGGGCCAGCCUCGCGGAAAAUGAUGCUCGGGUUGCUCCAGGCCAAGAACGUGGAUGAGGCACGCAGCAAAGCAAGAGAGGCAUACGAUAGACAUCAUCGCGAAAUACAGGAGUGUGUUCCGGCUGAUCAGCUGUUGCUGUACCGUAUGGGCGAGGGAUGGGAGCCGUUGUGCGAAUUCCUCGGCAGGCCUGUACCGGACGUGGAAUUCCCGAGGGUCAAUGAGGCUGCCGCUCUGAAAGCGAAGAUAGCGGAGAAGGUCAAGAGGAACAUAUCCAGUGCGGCUUUGACUUUGGCGCCCUAUGUGUUUGGGGUUGGAGCACUCGGUAUGGCUUACCUUGCGGCAAGGUAG
Messenger RNA from Clonostachys rhizophaga, 807 nucleotides. NCBI's taxonomy places the organism in Eukaryota, Fungi, Ascomycota, Sordariomycetes, Hypocreales, Bionectriaceae. The record is from the annotation of a GenBank genome assembly.